AGGUAGCUGUGUGAAGGUGGGAGAAGUGAAACAGUAGAAUUGAAGAAAAUAACCUAUUUUGUCAUUUUUCAUUAUUUAAAAUUUUUACAAGGAUCAAGGAUAGAAUGAACUAUAUGAACUGAUGUAGAUGUAUUCUUAUUUCUUAAUUCUCUAGAAUAUGUCUAGAAUGGAAUCAGUGGAACAGGGGGAUUCUAAGUUUAUCACAUCCGGCAAAGAAAAAUUUUUGUACUACAAUACAUUAGCAAUUAUUGUAAAAGCUUUAGAAGGUUCAUAUACCCUUAUAGACUUGAGGAAUGAGAACACUGUUUCUGGAAAGAUAGCCAGAGUUGAUGGCUGGAUGAAUAUAGAAAUGGAAGAUGUUGUAUUUUAUGACUCAAGAGGAACCAAACAUGGAUUUUCCCAGUUUUUUGUAUGUAAGAGGAACAUUCGUUAUGUCCAUAUUCCCAAAGGCAUUUCAACAACUGACCUCAUUGAAAAACAAUUGAAUAAACUGAGCCACAGGCCUAAACACAAGAAGCCACACACCUUCAAAAAAAGCAGGGCAAAUCGCUAUCAACAAGAAACUGUAAAUUCAUUGUUCAGUGUGAGAGCACCAAAACAAACAGCCAAUUGAAUAUUCAUCUGUAUUUAUGGCAAAACAUGUCUUAAAUAUUUUUCAUGAAAUUGUUAUCCUCCUCAAUAAAAUGUAUGAUCAUAUUUUGUCAUUUAAUAUUAGUUACAACCACACUACAAAUACAAGCAAUCUCCAUUGUACUGACAUCUUAUAAGCUAUAAGCCAAGUAAUUAAAUUUUGCAAGUUCUGAUACAUUUAUGAAUAAACAAUCAGAAAAGCUUUAUCAUAUUAAAAUAGUUACUUAUUAUUCAAGUGAAAAAAGUAGAUUUUAGAUCAAGGUAUUGUGUGCAGAGACAGACAAAAAACCAUGAGCUAAAAUUUAAUAUUGUUCCCAAUACACAACUUUUUUCCGACAGAAAAAGGGCGAAUCAAUAUCGAGAUCUUAUGAUCUGAUACUUAUAGACGUGAAAUUUGAAGUUUCUAACAGGAAUUAUACCU
This is a messenger RNA of Phaedon cochleariae (mustard beetle), 1051 nucleotides long. The record is from the annotation of a GenBank genome assembly. NCBI's taxonomy places the organism in Eukaryota, Metazoa, Arthropoda, Insecta, Coleoptera, Chrysomelidae.